AUGUCCGGUUCCCUCAGCCCCCCCAACCCAUCCCCCGGUCGACCCUCACGGUUCACCCCUCUUCCAAAAAUCUACCGUAGCCCGACUCCUCCCCACCCCCCGCCCCCCUCGGGUGGCAACAUAACCCUCACCUUCAUCCGCCACGAGGAGCCCUUCACAGCCAAGGGAUGGUCUAUCACCCCCUUCAAGGGAUGGAUCAACAAGUGGCCUGGUAACCGUCCCAUUGCGUUGUGGCACGACGACGCCCAGAUCGACCCCAACGACUGUCCUGCCCAACUGGGGCUCAAGAACGGCGACGAGAUCAUCGUGAUUGACGCUGGUAGUACCUAUCCGCGUUCGCGUGUGAUUUCGGACACGGUUACGCUUACGGACCCGCCUUCCCUCGUCCUCGAGGGCUCCGCGUCCAACGGGGCUCCUGAACCCUCCGUGUCCAACGGUACGACCGAACCCGUCGUUUCCAUGCCCAUUUUGCCGGUUCCUCAGUUCUGGCCCGGUUCCCAGACCCCUCCCGAGCCCCGGAGUAACCAUAGCCAUGACAGCAUCAGCGGCGACGAGAGCCCUAGUCACCGCAGCAACACGGUUAAUAACGGAAGCGACACGGACGUGGACGAGGGUCUCGCCACCCCCAGCGAGUCGCCCGGUCUCGGAUCCCCUUUCCGCCACAGUAUGACGCUCAACUAG
Cutaneotrichosporon cavernicola is the source of this 681-nucleotide messenger RNA. RefSeq lists its product as uncharacterized. Lineage: Eukaryota; Fungi; Basidiomycota; Tremellomycetes; Trichosporonales; Trichosporonaceae. The record is from RefSeq and is a predicted model, not a curated record. The transcript is spliced from 2 exons. Bases 1 to 681 code for a protein of 226 amino acids.